AAUCACAGUAUCAAUAAGGACGCGCAUGCUCAGUAGUGCCUUUGUGUGGUUGACUGCAGAGCCAACUAGCUAGGUAGCAGCAACGGCUAGCCGCAAACAUUUAGACGACACAGAGGUAGCUAGCAGGUUAGCCGUGCAGCUAAUCAUGGUGAAUGUAAAGAAGCGGAAAGGUCGAGUCGUGAUUGACUCUGACUCUGAAGACAGUGCUAGCGACGAUAAUUUAGAUCAGGAGCUGUUGUCGUUGGCGAAGAGGAAGAGGGUUGAUUCAGGUGAGCAGGAAGAGCCAGUAAGCAAACCUGCUGCUUCUACAGACUCAGAGACAUCUGACAGUGAUGACGAGUGGACGGUGGGCGGCACCAAAGGCAAGAAGAAGGUUAAGCCAGGGAAAGGGUCUGAGAAGAAGAACGCGACAAAGAAGAAGGUUAAUAAAGCAACGGCGUCCGGCAGCUCUGAUGGAGACAGCUCAGCUGAGAGCUCUGCACCUGAGGAGGGUGAAGUGUCUGACUCGGAGAGCAACAGCUCGUCCUCCAGCUCAGACUCGGACUCCUCUGAGGACGAUGUGUUCAGGGACGGUUACGACGACGACUUGAUGGGAGACGCGGAGGACCGAGCUCGUCUGGAGCAGAUGACGGAGAAGGAGAGAGAACAAGAGCUGUUCAACAGAAUCGAGAAAAGAGAGGUGCUAAAGAGACGGUUUGAAAUUAAGAAGAAGCUGAAGACGGCAAAGAAGAAAGAGAAAGAGGAGAAGAAGAAGAAGCAGGAGGAGGAACAAGAAAAAAGGAAGCAAUCUCAGGUUCAAGACACACAAGUGGUUAUGUCACACAACAAGGAGCGACGAUCCAAACGUGACGAAAAACUUGACAAAAAGUCCCAGGCCAUGGAAGAACUCAAAGCUGAGCGAGAGAAGAAGAAAAACAAAACAGCGGAGCUGCUGGCCAAACGCCAGCCCCUGAAGACCAGCGAGGUUUAUUCCGACGACGAGGAGGAAGAGGAGGAAGACGAUGACAAGUCGUCCGUCAAAAGCGAUCGGAGUUCGCGUUCAUCGUCUUACGAUGAUGAUGAAAAAGAGGAAACUCCACCGAAGUCGCAGCCGGUCUCAUUACCGGACGAGCUCAACAGGAUCCGCCUGUCCAGAAACAAGCUGGAGCGCUGGUGCCACAUGCCCUUCUUCGCUAAGACAGUGACCGGCUGCUUCGUGAGGAUAGGGAUCGGGAACAGCAGCAGUAAACCAGUUUACAGGGUCGCUGAAAUUGUGGACGUGGUGGAGACGGCGAAGGUUUACCAACUUGGAUCAACGCGAACAAACAAAGGAUUACAAUUAAGGCAUGGCGGGGACACACGGGUUUUCAGGCUCGAGUUUGUAUCAAAUCAGGAGUUUACAGAGAGCGAGUUCAUGAAGUGGAAAGAGGCGAUGAUGGUCGCGGGGAUGCAAGUCCCCACUCUCGACGAAAUCACCAAAAAGGAGCAGUCCAUCAAAGAAGCUCUGAACUACAAGUUCAACGACAAAGACAUAGAGGAUAUUGUCAAAGAGAAGGACAGAUUCCGAAAAGCACCACCGAAUUACGCCAUGAAGAAGACGCAGUUACUCAAAGACAAGGCCAUGGCGGAGGAGAGCGGAGACGGGGAGAAAGUGAAAGUGAUCCAGGACGAGCUGAACGAGCUGGAGGAACGAGCAGAAGCUCUCGACAGACAGAGGACCAAGAACAUCUCUGCCAUCAGCUACAUUAACCAGAGGAACAGAAGCUGGAAUAUCGUUGAAUCUGAGAAAGCUCUGGUGGCUGAAGGACAAAAUUCCAAAAACCAACAAAUGGACCCUUUCACACGGAGACAGUGCAAACCCACCAUGGUGUCAAAUGCCAGAGACCCGUCGGUCCACGCAGCUAUCCUCGCUCAUCUCAACCAGAAGUACGGCUCCGGGUCGACGCCAGAUCCUUCCAGUGCAGAGAAGAACAAACUGGGACAAAUGAACCCGAAAGACAAAGAUGUCCCCAAGCCAACCACUGACCUCUCCGAGGACUUGUUUAAAGUUCAUGAUUUUGACGUAAAGAUCGACCUACAGGUUCCCAAUGCAGAGGCAAAGUCUCUGUCGGUGAGCUCCAACGCGCUGCCGGUGAAGGACGGCGCCCCCCGCAGGUCCCUCAACCUGGAGGACUACAAGAAGAGGAGGGGGCUGAUCUGAUGUGGCCAGUCCGUCAUCCACAAAACACAAUGCAUGUGUAAUUGGCUGUGCGAGAGAGAGAGAGUGUGUGUGUGUGUGUGUGUGUGUGUGUGUGUGUGUGUGUGUGUGUGUGUGUGUGUGUGUGUGUGUGUGUGUGUGUGUGUGUGUGUGUGUGUGUGUGUGUGUGUGUGUGUGUGAAUGUUGAACAGACUGUCUAUCCAAACAGAGGAAAUACUGAUUGAGUGAAGAUUUUUCUCAAAGGAUCUCCCUGAGAAGAGACGUCUCCAGAUAUUUGUUGUUUUGUUAUUUUCGCAUUAUAACACACAGACUCGUAUACUGAGUUGUGUUUUUUAUGUAUUUAACUCCUCCCCCAAUUUUUUGGUCUUCUGGAGUCCACUCCUUUUUUUUUUUUUUUUUUUUCCUCUCUCUCGCUAAAGGACACGGUGCUUGUGGAUUUUUACUUUGAACAAGGAGGGCACUAUUUUAGAAGACUUAGAUUGUUGAGGCUGUACUAAUGGAGUUGAAGUCAACCAGCAACAAAUUAAUGUUGUAAAUUCCCCCCCCACCCCACCCGACCCCCACCCCGAAAAAAUGUGUGAUCAUCUGUCUUUGCAGUCCAUCCCAAAUUUGAACAGCCUCUUGUAUUUUUGCGGAUUGUAGAUGAUCACCGUCCCUGACCAGAGACGACGGCUCUCCAUGACCAAUGUGAAACUGGACAUUUAUCACUUUUUAAGUCUUUGAAACGACCCGUUUUAAGAGAAACCCUUUUCUAUGGCUGGCCUGGUUAUAGAAGUGUUGCUUCGUUUCUGUUCUCUCUUGGUUGGUUGUUCAUGGGAUAAAACCCUCGCCCUUAACUCCCAGAUCAGAUUCUACAUGUUAUCGAUUGUGUCCAUAGUAAGUUCCUGUAUUGAUGUGGCAUGCCAUGUAAAUAUGCAUUUUGGAGUGAGUGCGGAAAAAAAUAAAGAGGCACUGUUUCAUAA
This is a messenger RNA of Seriola aureovittata, 3138 nucleotides long. It is a transcript of the gene rtf1, whose product is annotated as RTF1 homolog, Paf1/RNA polymerase II complex component. Bases 146 to 2179 code for a protein of 677 amino acids. Gene Ontology annotation, molecular function: DNA binding; RNA polymerase II C-terminal domain phosphoserine binding. The transcript is spliced from 18 exons. The record is from RefSeq and is a predicted model, not a curated record. Gene Ontology annotation, cellular component: Cdc73/Paf1 complex. Lineage: Eukaryota; Metazoa; Chordata; Actinopteri; Carangiformes; Carangidae.